Molecule: messenger RNA, 4973 nt
Organism: Scomber scombrus (Atlantic mackerel)
Lineage: Eukaryota; Metazoa; Chordata; Actinopteri; Scombriformes; Scombridae
Gene: gk5
Product: glycerol kinase 5
Exons: 17
Coding region: 271-1863 (530 amino acids)
Biological process (GO): triglyceride metabolic process; glycerol-3-phosphate biosynthetic process; glycerol metabolic process
Cellular component (GO): mitochondrion
Molecular function (GO): glycerol kinase activity
Source: RefSeq, a predicted model, not a curated record
AAACAGUCAGCUACGUUAACGCGAUUCAACAACAUCUACUUUCGGAUUGUCCGUCCUUCACUCUGUCAGCGUCACUGUUUGGAGCACAUAUUGGGUUGGACUGGAACUGGGUUUGACGAAAAUAAGGUACGAAGGUCGAGUAAAAGCUCCAGCCGGUACACACAUUAAGCAAUAUACGCUCACACAAACCAUUCAGGCUGUAAACAAGACCAAUAUGAGAAGACCUACAUGCUGUAGGCCAACCCACAUACUUGGACAAACGUGUCUGCAAUGGGGAGUCAGAGGAACGGAUUCAGAAAGGAGAGCUUCAUCCUGUCAGUGGACGUCGGUACAACAUCUAUCAAGUGUCACGUUUAUGACAAGGAGGCAAAAAUCAGAGGAUCAUGCACUACCAAGGUUGUUCCCCUGUAUCCAGAGGUAGGACAGGUGGAAAUGGACCCAGAUGCAUUAUGGAAAGGGUUUAUUACCGUGGUCAAGGGAGCUGUUCAAGAUACAGGAGUACAAAUGCGUCAAAUAGAGGCUCUUGGUAUCUCUACUCAGCGAGGCACCUUCACAACAUGGGACAGGAAAACUGGGGAGCCUUUCCAUAACUUCAUCAGCUGGCAGGACCAGAGAGCUGCAGACCUGGUGAAGUCCUGGAACAGGUCAUGGACCAUGAAAGCAAUCCAUGGUGUGAUGAAGGUGCUUUACUUCCUGACCAGGCAGAAACGGUCCCUUGCAGCGAGCCUUAUUGUCUUCUCCACCCAACAUGUGACCUUUCGCCUAGUCUGGGCUCUUACACACUACAAGCAGGUUUGUAAAGCAGUAGCUGAAGGCAACUGCUGCUUUGGAACAAUAGACACCUGGCUCCUGUUCAAACUCACAAAAGGACGCGUCUUUGCAACAGACUACUCCAAUGCCAGUGCAACAGGGAUUUUUGACUCUUAUCAGAUGUGUUGGAGUGGGUUUCUCUGCUCUCUUGUUUCUCUGCCUUUCUCUAUUUUCCCCAAAGUAGAAAAUACAGGUCAUGACUUUGGUUCCACAGACUCGUCUAUCUUCGGAGUAUCCAUUCCCAUCAUGUCAGUGAUGGCGGACCAGCAGGCAGCCAUGUUUGGAGAGUGCUGCUUUGAUGUAGGUGAUGUCAAGAUCACCAUGGGAACAGGUACCUUCAUGAACAUCAACACCGGCAGCAAACCACACACUUCUGUAGCAGGUUUGUAUCCUGUGGUGGGCUGGAAGAUCGGCUCAGAGGUGGUUUAUCUGGCUGAGGGCAAUGCAGCAGAUACUGGCACCGCUAUCAAAUGGGCGCAGAAGCUAGAGCUCUUCUCUGAUGUGCAGGACACCAGGGAUAUGGCUUACAGUGUCAGUGACUCAGACGGAGUGUGUUUCGUCCCUUCUUUCAGUGGCCUGCAGGCUCCUCUAAACGACCCUAAAGCUUGUGCUUCCUUCAUGGGCCUCAAACCCUCCACCACCAAAUGUCAUCUGGUCCGUGCCAUUCUGGAGUCCAUCGCUUUCAGAAACAAGCAGCUAUAUGAGACGAUGCUAAGAGAAACUCACAUUCCUAUCACCAAGAUCAGGGUGGAUGGUGGGGUAUCCUCAAAUGACUUCAUCAUGCAGCUGACUGCAGACCUGUUUGGGAGGAAGGUAGCCAGACCCCAACACAAUGAAAUGUCGUGUCUGGGGGCUGGUUUUGUCGCUGGACUUGGAGUGGGCUUCUGGAAAACCAGAGAAGAGCUGAAGAAGCUGCAGAUCACUGAUGACUUGUUCAGCCCUCAAGUAGGACACAAAGAAGGUUUUGGUAACCCAAUUCGGGAGUACACCCCCAUCCUCCAGAGCUGGGAGAGAGCUCUGCGACGCUCCAUGAAUUGGUACAACAAGCCCUGACACCGGACGCAAGCACCAAAGACGAGGACAUAACUUUUGAGUACAUGUGAAAGCAGGUGGUCCAUUUAUUAAAACACAAUGACGGUUUUUCAGAGAUGGUGACCAUCAGUUGUGUUUCUGAUUUUAUUGUUUUUAAAUGUUUGUGAAUCAAAACUCAAUCCUGGUCCAGUUGCUAAAAAAAAUGAGAUGCAAAGCUUUUGGUGACGGUAACUCAGUAUGCUGCGUAACCUUUACCAGUAGCCAAUGAAGGUUUUCUAGGGGAAGUGAUAGCCAUUUUGAUCCUACUGAUAAAUGAAGCACAGCUGAUAGGUCAUACACACUGACAUCAUGAUACUGCACUGAUAACUAUGGUUGAAAGUUGGUCCAGCGAGGGACUGAUCCAGGCCAUCAGCUUCCUUCACUACGUUCACAGCCUUGAGGCGUGAAUGGUGAUCACAAACAGAAGUUACUACCUUUAGUUGAUUCUUGCUCAGUGUUGCAGCCUCAUCAGAGGUGAAUUUCAUUGAUGUACAUACCUCAAGUCAUCUGUGCCUCCUCAUAUUACUGUAUUUUAUCCAGAUGGAAGAAUAUUUGUACAUUUUUCCCACAUGGGGGCGCUAAUGACUGGCUUUAAAGCUUUCAUUUAUGAACUCGCCAUCUCAACCGCAUGUCACAUGUUUAUAAGGAGCCACAGAUUCAAAUCAUUUAUACUAGAUAGAUCCUCUGUAGGGGGAACAUAGACAGGACUUGACCCUUCUGUUCAUGAUGCCUUGAGAUUCACCGAGCCACAUUUAGGAAACAGAAUUUCAGGAUAUUUUUAUUUGCCAAUGUCUUUUUUAUGUGUCUGUUUCUGCUUGACUUAACGUAGUAUUUUACAUGUGUUAAAAUAUUUGAAUCCUCCAGAGACAAACCCAAGUCAUACAUGUUGCCUUUUGGAAAUGUAGAGAGGUUUCAUUUUAGCAAUCGUGAAUUCUAAGUGGGAUGUGCCGGUUAUUCUUAUCACAAAAAUACUCAAACUUUUCUAAAUUACAACUCAGUGUAGUGCUACUAUAUACUCAUAAAAUGACCGUACUUCAUAUUAUAAUCGCCUUGGAUUUAAUCAAUUUGAACAAUAUUGCGGUAUCCUGCAAAUGAACAUGGAAAAAAACCACAAACAAAAGCAGGUUGGUUCGUCAAUAUUAAGACAGUUGACUGGAAAUUGCUUUAAAUGGAUUGUCUGCUCUAAUAUGUGUUGGGUUUUAUUGUUCGGCACAUGAUUGAUCCUCAGACUUCUAUCAGGUAUGAUUAAUGAAUUUGGAAUUAGAAUUUUACUUUCUGUGCGUAAAAAAAAAGGUGAGCUGAAAAUUUUAUAGAUAUCUAAAUACCUAACGGAGGUUUUUUAUAUUUGGCUAGAAAUUUUGGAAAAGCUGGUGUACCGAUACUUGCAAUUGAAAUACCAUUACUGCUAUUAAGUUUUGGUUUUUUUGUGUUUUUUUUGGCCAUGGCCAGUUCAGUCAAUGGAAAAUUAGCACCACCAGCUGUUCAUCUUGAUGCCCCAACUUAGAAGUGUGCAUUUUUUCUUAAAUUGGAUGGAAACUGGAUUGACUUUCGGCAGUGCUCAAUCUGACCUAUGAGGAGGAAUAAUGUCUCAUUACGACUCAGCAAAUAUAAACUAACCGCACUACAGUAGGUUGACUAUAAGUAAUGUUAACAGACCAAAUCAUGGCCAGAGGUAGACAGAGCAGGAACCUGGUUCUCUCGUCCUGCUGUGAGUGCUGUGCAGUGGUGGAAAGUACAUUUUCUCAAGUACUGUACUUAAGUACAAUUUUAAGGUACUUGUACUUUAUUUGAAUAUUUCCAUUUUGUGCUACUCUAUACUUCUACUUCACCACAUUUUAGAAGGAAAUAUUCUACUUUUGACUACAAUUAUUUACCAGCUUUAGAUACUUUUAAGAUGAAGAUUUGGCACAAUUGAUAAUAUAACAAGCUUUUAAAAUAAAUUGUUAAAGAUUAAACCAGAUUUGAGAUUUAAGCAGCUCCACCAAAUAGUGAUUUUUCCCUCUAAAAUUUUCAACAUGGUUUCAUUUCAAUAAAUGUUCAAAUUGUCCAAUAUUUCAGCAAAAAUCAAAGAUUGGAGAAAAGGUUUGGAACUGUAUACAGAGUAGUUGAAAUUAGCUCCACCUCCAGCAGCUACAACAGUAACAUGCUACUUAAACACUGAUGUUUCAGUAUAAAUAAUUUAAUGAUGUCAUAUAUAAUAAUAUAACAAUCAGAGGGACCAAACCACUACUUUUACUGCAAUACUGCAUACUAUAUCAAGCUGAUAAUACUUACGUUAUUUUACUUAAGCAGAAUUAUUCGUGCAGGACUUUUACUUGUAAUGAAGUUGUUAUAGGUUCUGAAUACUUCUUCCAUCACUGUGUUUCUUGGAUAAAAAUAAAAUAAAAAAUGUCUUGUGGUGUAUCGAACUAAAACAGCUAAUAAAGACAUGAGAGCUGUGCUGUGUUCACGGUGCCCUCUGACAACAGUUCUAAUCACAGUAAUGCCUGUAAUAGAAAUGGUAUUACUACUAGAAUAUUUCACACACCAGUACAACAAUGCAUACUGGCACAUCUCUACGUCUUACAUAAUGCUUAAAUGUGACGUCUAUCUAAAUACAAUCAUCACUUAUGAUACACAUUGAUGGUGAUGAUAUUGUUUAAAUAAUAUGAGUGGAACAGAAACUAAUUGUACAUGUUUUGUUCAGAUUAAGGGAUUCCCACUGGAUCCUAGUAUUUACAUGUUUUUCUUUUCUUUGAAUGUAUCACAUGGUCAGUCCUGUCCAUCCCUGUGAAUCUCAUUCUUGAUCCAUUUGCUGAGUAAUGUUCUUUUUUCCUACCCUUUUCAAUAUUGUAAUAUUGUUCUUCAUAUAUAUGAUGAUGGUUUGUUGUAAAAAGUGACACUGUGCAUAGUGCUGACAUUAAUGACAUUCCUGGUCAUCAAAUGUGAAAUUUUCUAACACUUGUACUUCAUUCAGUUCUUGAAUGGCAAAUAUUGACAUCCCAAGCUGCUGGGAAAUAACCGUACACCUGUGUAAUCAUUUUUUCAGUAAAUUACAUAAUAAUAUCAAGAGCUGUCUAUGGUGUAAAAGGUAUUAAAAAUAUUAAUUGCCA